Messenger RNA from Aspergillus saccharolyticus JOP 1030-1, 1549 nucleotides. RefSeq names its product ribonuclease H2 catalytic subunit RNH201. The transcript has a single exon. The record is from RefSeq and is a predicted model, not a curated record. Gene Ontology annotation, molecular function: RNA binding; RNA-DNA hybrid ribonuclease activity. NCBI's taxonomy places the organism in Eukaryota, Fungi, Ascomycota, Eurotiomycetes, Eurotiales, Aspergillaceae. Gene Ontology annotation, cellular component: ribonuclease H2 complex. Bases 149 to 1213 code for a protein of 354 amino acids. Gene Ontology annotation, biological process: mismatch repair; DNA replication, removal of RNA primer.
UAUAUCACAACAAUUCUGUUUUCCCCGCAUUUCUCUAUUCUUGCAUUCGCAUACGCUGCACUGUCCGUUAGCCAGUGCGUACUGUGUAUGCUUACUUCUUCCCUCGCGGUUUAUAUAUACAUCGGCCGGAAAUCUCGGCAUUCAGAAGAUGGAGGCAGACAAUCAAAAUGGCUGCGACCUAUUUCAAGGGAGUUUGUCGACUUCGGCUCCCACGAGCCUUUUCGUACCGCCCAGCAUAGACUACAGCAAACUGCUAUCCGGUGAAUCCUACUCCUACUUCUCAUCAUGCCCGCCCUUACUCGCUACAGCCAGCUCGACUGCGGGAGAGACCGAAUCGUUCCAAGACGACUAUCUCGUCCUUGGAGUCGACGAGGCUGGACGCGGUCCUGUCUUAGGCCCAAUGGUUUACAGUGCCUUCUACCUGCCGCGCCGGCUUCACCAUUCCCUUCUCUCGAAAGAAUACAGCUUCAAUGAUAGCAAAGUGCUUACUCCAGGAGUACGCAUGAAUUUAAUGCGACUGUUGUGCACUCCCAGAAAUCCACUUUUUGAGCAUUGCGGAUGGGCAGCGAAGCUACUUUCAGCACGCGAUAUCUCAUCAGGCAUGAUGCGACCUGGCGCUGGGUCUUACAAUCUCAAUGCUCAAGCAAUGGAUGCUACAGUCGAGCUCAUUCGAGGCAUCGUGGAGGAAAGAAGCCUGAAUGUGCGGGAAGUCUAUAUUGACACGGUUGGAAAUCCUGCGACGUACCAACAGAGGCUAGAGAAAAUCUUCCCAUCCUUGAAGAUAACAGUGGCUAAAAAGGCUGAUUCGUUGUAUCCCUGUGUCAGCGCUGCAAGUGUUGUAGCCAAGGUGACAAGGGAUAUCUCGCUUGAGCUAUGCCACGAAGAGGUUGCUAGAAGAUGGAAUACCCAGAAUUCCUCUCAGGAGGUUACCAUGCAUACUUGGGGUAGCGGCUACCCUUCGGAUUCCAAAUGUGUCACCUGGCUUCGAACCAACAUGGAUCCUAUUUUCGGAUGGGGAAACGAAUGUCGGUUCAGCUGGGGAACUGUGAAGGAGAUGUUGGAAUCGAAAGGAGGUUCAAAAGUUGACUGGCCGGGAGGGGGAGACAUGUCACAGCUCAAGGACUUUCUUUUGACAAAUGCUGGGGCCGGUACCAAAUCAUAUUAUGAAUUACGAGAAUGGUACGGCUCGAGGUCAACAGAUAUCCUUCUAUGACAUGGUGUGUGAUACCACCGAUUAGUCGCCAGUUAUGAUAAUGACAAGCUUGAUACCCCCCAUCUCGAUACGCACACACACACACACACACACAUAUAUAUACACCAGAAGUCAGUGCUCGUCCCUGAUAUAACACCAAAGAAAUAUGGGAAUAGAGACGUUCAUUGCAGCCGUGAGCAAUGGAUUGGAGACCACAUCAUAUUAAGGUAAUAAAGGUGAGCGGUCUGUGAUCAGGCAGGUCUUCGAGGGAUCCUGAACGAACCAGGCAUGGUCAUAGAUGGGGAUGGCAAACAUGCCAAGAUUGAAGCAAAAAGACAUGCUACAUAGUCGCAGUCG